Pecten maximus is the source of this 2741-nucleotide messenger RNA. RefSeq lists its product as uncharacterized. The coding region runs from base 241 to 1863 and encodes 540 amino acids. The record is from RefSeq and is a predicted model, not a curated record. The transcript is spliced from 3 exons. NCBI's taxonomy places the organism in Eukaryota, Metazoa, Mollusca, Bivalvia, Pectinida, Pectinidae.
ACUAACUGUGUUGGGAAUCGUAAGGUAUAACCAAUUGGCAGACAUAAUCACUCACAUUACACAAGCCAUAUUACUGUUCAGUCCCUUUUUAAAAUAAUCAGAGAUCAUGAGAUCAUCCAGACCAGCAACCGCCUAUCCAUGGGCAUGGGCCAGUCGUUACUGCAUCAGACGUCAACAUAUGACCGCGUGUUGAUCAUGUAGGCUAUAUCAAGAGAUCAUUAUUUGAGUAUCAUCAAUAUUAUGACCAGUCAGGUGGUCUCCACAGGCAGGGAAUGCUGUGUUGCUUCAUGUUUCAACAAGGAAUAUCAGGUGGAUGGCACAAAGUCACAAAUACAUUUCUUCCACAUUCCAAAGGUCGUUCUCCAAACUAGAAAACUUAAGGAUGAAUGGUGUAACCUAAUUAAACGCAGAGAUGGGAAAGAUAAUUUUCAUAUGACUGAGUCCACUGUUAUUUGUUCUGAGCAUUUUAAUAAGGAAAGGGAUAUCAAAAUUUCUAUUGGUACAAAGAGAUGGAAUCUUCUUCCUGGUGUUCGACCUACAGUGUUUAGCUGGACCAAGCAAGUGACUCGACGAAAGCCACCAAUAAACAGGAUUCCGUUUAAGGUCAUUGAUGAAAACGAAAGUACUGGCUAUGGGGACACCACUCACCAUCCAAGUGGUGGCACUUUGUCGGAACAUCAUGAAGAGGAAUCUGGUGUUGGCAUUCAGACUGAACCGAUGUUGACUGUUGACACGGGAACACAGACAGAAUGGUUAGACUCUGGGGAUCACAGAUAUUCAGCUGAUAUGUGUGGGGGAGUUAGUACCAAUAUUCAAGCUUUAGAUGAUGAAGUGAACAUUCUUAAGGAAAAACUUGAGGAAAGUAACCUUGUUAUAGAACAAUUAAGUAUACAACUGAGUGAAUUUGAGAUCAACCAGUUUUCAUAUGAAAAAAUCAAGGAAGACUCCAAAGCUAUGCAGUUUUAUACUGGAUUUCAGAACAAGGGAAUAUUUGAAUCUGUUUUCCUUUAUCUUGAAAAAAAGGCAGAAAAAUUACAGUAUUGGAGAGGUCAAAGUGAGGUUUCUGAAACAAAACUGUACCAGUCCAAAGGCAGUAAACCUGGACAGAAAAGAAAGCUGAGUUUGAAAGAAGAAUUUUUCAUUGUUUUAUUACGUCUGAAAGUUGGACUGUUUGUGCGGGAUAUUUCUGAACGUUUUAACAUUUCACAGGGUCAGUUCUCCAAAGUAUUUACAACCUGGGUUAACUUUCUCUAUCACGAGCUUCCAAUCAUGUUCCCUUUUCCAUCCAGAGAGCUCAUUAGAGAAAAUCUACCAGAUUCUUUCAAACCAUAUCCCUCAACUAGAAUCAUCUUAGAUUGCACAGAAGUAUUUGUCGAAGUGCCAUCAGCAAUGCUAGCACAAUCGGAGACGUGGUCUAACUACAAACAUCACAAUACGUACAAAGUACUUGUAGGUGUAAGUCCCAACGGAGUUGUCACGUUUGUAUCAGAACUAUGGGGUGGUAGAGUUUCUGACAAAAUGAUUACCAAAGAAAGUGGGGUGCUGGACUUGCUGGAGUCUGGGGACAAUGUUAUGGCAGACAGGGGCUUCGAGAUUGCUGACAUUCUUCCUGCUGGAGUAGCUCUGAAUAUUCCGCCAUUCAAGGGAAAUAGGAAGCAGCUUUCAGCAAAGGAAGUGGACGACACUAUGAAUAUUGCUGCUGUUCGAAUCCAUGUUGAGCGUGCAAUAGGCAGGAUUAAGAACUACCAUAUUUUAGAUGGAGUGUUGCCAUUAAGUUUGAAGCAUAUUAGUAGCCAGAUGUUUUUGGUUGUAGCAUACUUGACCAAUUUCUUACCACCAUUAGUGCCCCCUGGAAAAUCUUAAUUUGCAUUUACAAACAGGAUUGGAAUUUAGAUGUUGAAUUUGCUUGAUAUUACCAGAUAAUGUCCUGUAAACUGUAAAGUAUCUUGAACUUACAAAUAUCUGGAAGUUAUAAAUUGUAUAGUUUAUGAUGUUAAUAACUAUUUUGUAUUCUCUUUUUGUGCAUGUUAAGAAAAAAGAAUACAAAUUCAGUUGCCAAGGCAAAUUAUAUAUGUUUAACUAUAUGGGUUUCCUGUUCCAACAUUUUCAGAGCAUUUAAGUAAAUAGGCAAAAUAAUCUAAUAUCAUGAAUGAUUAUAUAUGCAUUGCUAUAUAUUGUGCUGAUUCAUUGAAUUUGUCAGAAACAGAAAUGCUUUUCUUAUCUCAAUUUAAUAAUCAAUGAUACAGGUAUUUGUAUGGUUAUUGGUUAACGAUGGAUUGAAAGUACAUUUAUAUAUGUAUAUAUUGUAGGCAAUUUCAAAAGUAAUUUUUUGCAAGUCAUUUAAACAUUUCAACCUUUUCAUGGUUAUGAUUCUGAACUUGGAUUGUGAUUGUUUUAUUUACAAAGUUAUUCACUCUAGUGAUUUAGAUAAUACUGUGGCACUUUUACACUAAUGUGUUUUAAACAUUAUCCUUUAUAGAAAUAGAUUUGCCUAAAAAAAUAAUAGAUUGUAAUUUUUUUUAAACCAAUCAGUGUUAGAACCAAUUAUGAAUAGACGAAUGACAUUGAACGGAUACCCACCACUAAUUUCUGCUUGAUAUAUAUUUCUAUGUGAUGAGAUAGCAGGGGUCGAUUCAUACAAGAGUUAAAACCAAAAAGUUCAAUAUGAUCAUGAUAGUUAAUAGCUAGUGACUUGCUUUCAAAUUAUUCCAAUUUGGGUGAAGGGUUAAACCUCUCUGGAC